Apus apus (common swift) is the source of this 7503-nucleotide messenger RNA. RefSeq names its product histone deacetylase 4 (gene HDAC4). Gene Ontology annotation, cellular component: histone deacetylase complex. The record is from RefSeq and is a predicted model, not a curated record. Gene Ontology annotation, biological process: negative regulation of transcription by RNA polymerase II; chromatin organization. Gene Ontology annotation, molecular function: histone deacetylase activity. The transcript has 27 exons. Lineage: Eukaryota; Metazoa; Chordata; Aves; Apodiformes; Apodidae. Bases 256 to 3513 code for a protein of 1085 amino acids.
CCCCCCCUCCCUCCCUCACCCCCGCGCCGCCUUCGCCAGGUUUCCAUUUUGAAAGCCAUUAGAAGAUAUUGGAUUACUUCCUAUACAACUCAGCAUGUCACUGUGCCCUGGAUUUUAUAAGGUGGCCAUGAUUUAAUCCCCACUUCCAACUUCUAUGUAUUGGUGAAGCAUUUGGAGCUCUUUAGAGCUGCCCUUACUUGUCUGGGAACUGAUCCAUCUCGAAUCCCCUCUCCAAAGGACUAGACGUUACUAGCAAUGAGCUCCCAAAGCCAUCCAGAUGGGCUUUCUGGCAGAGACCAGCCAGUAGAGCUGUUGAAUCCACCUCGAGUGAACCACAUGCCUAGCUCUGUUGAUGUGACCACAGCACUGCCCUUGCAAGUUGCACCGACUUCAGUCCCCAUGGAUCUGCGCUUGGACCACCAGUUUUCCAUGCCCGUGACGGAGCCAACGCUGCGGGAACAGCAGCUCCAGCAGGAGCUCCUGGCACUCAAGCAGAAGCAGCAGAUCCAGAGACAGAUCCUCAUCGCCGAGUUCCAGCGGCAGCACGAGCAGCUCUCCCGGCAGCACGAGGCCCAGCUGCAUGAGCACAUCAAGCAGCAGCAGGAGAUGCUGGCAAUGAAGCAUCAGCAGGAGCUUUUGGAGCACCAGAGGAAGCUGGAGCAGCACCGACAGGAGCAGGAGCUGGAGAAGCAGCACCGAGAGCAGAAACUUCAGCAGCUAAAAAACAAAGAGAAAGGAAAAGAGAGUGCAGUGGCAAGCACAGAAGUAAAGAUGAAGUUACAAGAAUUUGUCUUAAAUAAGAAGAAGGCCUUGGCACACCGGAAUCUCAACCACUGCAUAUCCAGUGACCCCCGCUUCUGGUACGGGAAGACCCAGCACAGCUCUCUGGACCAGAGCUCCCCACCCCAAACUGGCGUAUCCGGCACCUACAAUCACCCUGUACUGGGGAUGUACGAUUCCAAAGAUGACUUCCCACUCAGAAAAACAGCCUCUGAACCCAACCUGAAGUUACGGUCCCGGCUAAAGCAGAAGGUUGCGGAGCGGCGGAGCAGCCCCCUCCUGCGCAGGAAGGACGGCCCGGUGGUCACUGCUCUGAAGAAGCGCCCGCUGGAUGUCACAGGUACGUCAGACUCUGCAUGCAACAGUGCUCCUGGAUCUGGUCCCAGCUCUCCAAACAACAGCUCCAAUAACAUAAGCGCCGAGAACGGAAUUGCAGGAUCAGUCACGAGUAUCCAAGCCGAGACCAGCCUGGCUCACAGACUUGUGAAUCGCGAGGGCUCGGUAACACAGCUUCCACUCUACACAUCUCCCUCUUUGCCCAACAUCACGCUAGGACUGCCUGCAACUGGCCCUUCCAGUGGAGGGUCAGCACAGCAGGAUGCCAUCCCGACCCUACCGCAGCGGAUCUCUUUAUUUCCGGGCACCCACCUCACUCCAUACCUAAGCACUACAACGUUGGAAAGAGAUGGGGGAACUGCACAUAACCCUCUUCUGCAACACAUGGUCUUACUGGAACAGCCAGCUGCACAAACUCCCUUAGUCACAGACUGGUAUCUUUCAGGACUGCCCCUCCAUGCACAGUCUCUGGUUGGUGGAGAACGGGUCUCCCCUUCAAUACACAAACUCCGGCAGCAUCGCCCGCUGGGGCGCACGCAGUCUGCUCCCCUGCCCCAGAACGCCCAGGCCCUCCAGCAGUUAGUGAUCCAGCAGCAGCACCAGCAGUUCUUGGAGAAACACAAACAGCAAUUCCAGCAACAGCAGCUGCACAUCAACAAGAUUAUAUCCAAACCCAAUGAACCAGCUCGCCAGCAUGAAAGCCACCCUGAGGAGACAGAAGAAGAGCUGCGGGAACACCAAGCCCUUUUGGAGGAGCCAUAUGGUGACAGAGUCACAAGCCAAAAGGAGGCCCCAGGGCUGACCAACAUGGUGCAAGUGAAGCAAGAACCCAUUGAGAGUGAUGAGGAGGAAGCAGAGCCACAGCAGGAGCUGGAGUCUGGGCAGAGGCAGGCUGAGCAGGAGCUGCUCUUCCGUCAGCAAGCCCUUCUGUUGGAGCAGCAACGUAUUCACCAGCUGAGGAACUACCAGGCGUCGCUGGAAGCAGCUGGCAUGCCCGUCUCCUUCGGAGGCCAUCGGCCUCUGUCCCGGGCUCAGUCCUCCCCUGCCUCAGCCACCUUCCCAAUGUCUGUCCAGGAGCCACCCACUAAGCCAAGGUUCACAACAGGCCUUGUGUAUGACACCUUGAUGCUGAAACACCAGUGUACCUGUGGAAACACCAACAGCCACCCCGAGCACGCGGGGAGGAUCCAGAGCAUCUGGUCCCGGCUGCAGGAGACGGGGCUCCGUGGCAAGUGUGAGUGCAUUCGUGGAAGAAAAGCAACUCUAGAAGAGCUGCAGACAGUUCACUCGGAAGCCCACGCGCUGCUGUACGGCACAAACCCUCUGAACAGACAGAAACUGGACAGCAAGAAACUUCUAGGUUCCCUAACGUCGAUGUUUGUCAGGCUCCCUUGCGGUGGUGUCGGGGUGGACAGUGACACCAUUUGGAAUGAAGUCCACUCGUCCGGCGCCGCCCGCCUGGCCGUGGGCUGUGUCAUUGAGCUGGUGUUCAAAGUAGCCACGGGAGAACUGAAGAAUGGAUUUGCUGUCGUUCGGCCUCCGGGUCACCAUGCAGAGGAGAGCACACCCAUGGGUUUCUGCUAUUUUAACUCUGUGGCAAUUGCAGCCAAGCUGCUCCAGCAAAGACUGAAUGUUAGCAAAAUCCUUAUCGUGGACUGGGAUGUUCACCAUGGGAAUGGUACUCAACAAGCUUUCUACAAUGACCCAAAUGUUCUUUAUAUUUCACUACAUCGCUACGAUGAUGGGAACUUCUUUCCAGGCAGUGGAGCUCCUGACGAGGUUGGCACAGGAGCAGGAGUUGGUUUCAAUGUUAACAUGGCCUUCACUGGUGGCCUCGAUCCACCGAUGGGAGACACUGAAUACUUAACUGCUUUCAGAACGGUAGUGAUGCCCAUUGCCAAUGAGUUUGCCCCAGAUGUGGUGCUGGUGUCAUCUGGUUUCGAUGCAGUGGAAGGUCACCCCACACCUCUGGGAGGAUACAACCUGUCAGCAAAAUGCUUUGGGUACCUGACGAAGCAGCUGAUGGGCCUGGCCGGGGGCCGCGUUGUCCUGGCCCUGGAAGGAGGCCACGACCUGACAGCCAUUUGUGAUGCCUCAGAAGCCUGUGUUUCUGCUUUGCUGGGAAAUGAGCUUGACCCUCUCCCAGAAAAGGUUUUCCAGCAGAGAGCAAAUGCCAACGCGGUGCAUUCGAUGGAGAAAGUGAUCGAGAUACACAGCAAAUACUGGCACUCACUGCAGCGUUUCUCCUCCACGGUGGGAUACUCCCUGGUGGAGGCGCAGAAGUGCGAGAACGAGGAGGCAGAGACGGUGACAGCCAUGGCCUCUCUGUCGGUGGGCGUGAAGCCAGCUGAGAAGAGACCUGAUGAUGAACCUAUGGAAGAGGAACCUCCCCUGUAGCAUCCACCUUCGAGCUGGAGUUCUCCUGUUUGUUCGUCUUCGUCUUGAAGCUCUGCCAAGAAGCUUUCUCUUGUUACUCCUGCGUCCUGUCAUGGUUUUCUCCAGAAUACAGAAGGACAACCAGGUGUAAAACAAAGCAACUGAAAAAAAAAAAAAAAAAGAAAAAAAAAGUCUCUCCAUAUCUCUACUCGUCUGCAGUAUCAAUUUGCUGAAAAAGAAACAUGCUGGUGAAGAGCAGUAAAAAGGACUGACAACACUGGGCACUCUUCCUCUUGCCCUCACCGGGAGCGGAACGGGGAACGAGGCCCGUGGAGGCUUUGGCACAGUUGCCAGGAAAAGAACCAACCAAACCAAACAUAAAAAUCGAAGCUUCAUCAACACACAGGAAGACAAAGCAAACAAACCUUAAGGUAAAACUGGUGCUUACAAUUUGAUGACCCACCAUUCAGCAACCUCUGCUUGAACCACUCGACCCAUCCUUGUAGUUGCAUUUUCCUUGGAUUUUUUAAAAUGGCUCUUGCCUGCCUGUGAGUCAACGACGUUCUUGUCGGAACCAGAACAAUGGGAGAUGUUGUAUUUUUAAUGGGGAGGGACAGGGAAGGAGGGACUUGUCUUACAUCUAAAGGAAAGGGAAAAGAGAAGGGGGGAAAUGGUAGCCCAGAUGGAGUCGGCUUUAUUGUCUCCAAAGCCAUCUGAAGAUGAGUUUGUGCCUUUUUUUUUAAUUGAUGGAUUUGGUGCAGCUGGAUUUUCUGAAGUUUUGAGGAACAAUGCCUUAAGUAAAAAAAAAAAAAACACAAAACAAAACAAAAAAAACAACAUAAAAGACAAAACAAACAAAAAAUUCACCACAAAGAACACAGCAGUUCGUGAAUAUUUUUCCUCUGGUUGGGAAAGCCAAGAAUUGCCAUCAGGAAAGGAAGACUGGUUUGUUUUUUUUUUUUUGGCUUGUGCUGGCAUGAUGGUUGGGAAGCAGGCAUCAGCUGAACAGAGCGUCUCCAAAAGCUGUCUACAAGUUUGGAUUUGUUUUGUUUUUCUUUCAUUGCUGUUUCAGAAAAAAAUAAGGAAAAAAAAAAAAAAGUGGGGAAAAAAGGAAAAAUGAAUUAAGGUAGUUGCCAAGAAAGUGGCAAAUACUGUUGGGUCUUUGAAAUUCAACCAUUUUUGAAAGCAAAUUUUCCAGUGUUUUCUCUCUUCUACAUUACCUAGUAAUUGAACUUAUCAAUUUGGUUUUGAAGCAUGUACUAGAGACAAAUGCAGGUUUAAGACUGGAAUGCUUUUUAUCAAAAGCAACUAGCAUGAGAUAUUGCUUAAAUUGUUAGGUAUAAAUAUAUAUGUGUGUAUAAUGUAUAUUCCAAAUGUUAUUCCAAGCUUAGAAACCGGAUUCCUAUGAAUUACUGAUACAAAUAUUUAUGAUGCAUUUACAGAAAAAAAAUAUAUGUAAUAAAUGCAUACGAUAACAGUAGCCAUUGGAGGCUCCCUAGGGACAGAUUUUUGAAUUGGGGAUGUCAAAGGUGCUUUUGGAAAAGGAUCCAGGUUGAAACUCGAGGACUUUUGAGGCAACAGGUUGGGGAAGUUUUUCAGAAAGCCAACACGUUAGCCACUGGGCAACUACCCUAAACAUUUGUAUUUUAAUUUAAGGUUUUUAGUUGCGGUCCUUUUCUAACAACAACAACAAAAAAUGAGUUUUUUAUAGCAAAGACUAUGAAUUUGCUGUUGAUUUUUAUAUUGAGACUUCACAACCCCCUCAAGAAGCCUUGUUUGUGCGACUCUUUGACACUUGAUUUCCUUUCGGCAGGUUUCGUUUCCGAUCGAAUUCGCGUCUCAGCCUUUCUUUCCCCCCCCCUCCCACUCUUCUUGCUUGUACAUGAUUUUCCUUUGUGUCUUUUUUUCUUUUUUUCCCCUCCUUUUUCUGAAGUCUUUCAGUGAGCAGCUUUCUGCAGGCGUAAGGAACCUUGGCAGAUUGGUCAGAGUUUAUUUCUUUUGUCAGAGAGAAGGGCGAGGUUGUUUUUUUAGCGAGGAGGAGGGAACACGAUGAGCUCUUGUCUAUAACGCUACCGCCGACUGUAUAUUUUCCUCCGUCCUGUUGUAGUAGCUGUGUAAAGAACAUAAGGAAUUUUCUUACCUUCCACAUAGUAGUUAUUCCAAUGGGCGACGUCUUUGUCCUCCGCGAGGAUCCCGGCGGCUGCCGCCGCUGCCCACCCUUGGGAAGCCUUGUCAGACCCUCGUGGGACAGCUGGUGUUUUUCUCUCCGCCGGACACGCACGCUCAUCUCUUUUUUUCUCCCCCUCACUCUUUCUCUCCUCUCCUUCCCCUCGCUGGUAGGGCUGGAGAACUUCUCCCCCAAGUAUUUUUCCCCCCCCACCUCCCUCAAGGAGGUUGUUGCUGACCUUCGCCUCCUGAGGAGGGCGGUGGGUGAAGCACCCGAGCUCUGCCACCAAGAGCUCAAGGAGCCCGGCUCGACACGGGUGCCUUCUUACAGCAGUGUAGGAGAGCACACACCCCUCAUCCCAACAACAAUGGGAAGCUUUUUUGUCCAUCCUUACUCUGUUCUGUGGCAAUGACGACUGGCGGGGGUCGCUUCCAGUAACUCCUCUUUUUUUCCAGUUCUCGAAGCGGCCGUUUUCAUUCCAUUCAGGACUCGCUCGCGGGAGGAAUUUGAAGCGUAAUCAUACACGUGUGAGCAAAUGCAAGAGGCUUUUUUUUUUUUUUUGGUGCCUUUUUUUUUUUUUUUAAACUAUGACUUAUUCCUCAGUUUAUAAUGCAAUUUAGAAACCAGACACUACUGUAUUUGAGUUUUUGCAAACCCAAGUACGUGCUGAAAUCACGAAUAGCUUCGGUCGCGUGGGACCGGCCUCAGCAGAUUCUAGAAGUGAUCUUCCCGUGUCCAAACACGACGUACCUGGAGAUGUUGUGGUUUUGUUGUUGGUUUUUUUUUUUUAAUGAUGUUUCUUUGUUUGUUGUUUUUUUUUCAACCGACCACUUUGCUGCUGUGAUCCAAACUCAAACCUGGCUGCCAAAUCUGGUGACUGACUUUCAUGUUUCACCGUGUAGACGCUGUGGGCAGCGACCGCCUUGACGCGUCCGUUUCUGUCAUCCGCUUCUCCCCGGCGGGUUUUCUUGUAUCUCCUCUGGCUUGUGGCAAAGCUUUUCUCUCUCCCUUUCUGUGUCCCUGAGAGCCCCCGUGCUGAGCUGCUUUCUUUGGAAAACUCGGAGGAGCUUCUCAGGAUGCUGCCUUCGUUUCUUUCCAUCAUUUCGCUCAGCUUUUUGCCAGGGAUGGAAAGAUUAUUUCUUCCCCUCCGAGACGUCUCCUCCAAACUCCCGGAGAUGUGGAUUUGUCCCUCAGCGGUGCCCACUCCCCGGGUGAAGUCGGGAUGCUCCUGGUGCAGAUGCAGAGAGGGGGGGAAGGAGCCCUCGUUUUGAGGCUCCCCGGAGAUCUUUUUUUUCACCUUUUGAGCCAUUAGCUUCUUCAUUUCAGAUGACUUUGCUGUAGGGCAGCUGCACCGGCAGGGCAGGAGCCCAGGGUGCUCCUGCAUCCCUGCCGAGUGCUGCGCAGGGCGUCCUUCAUACCUGCUUGGAAAGAAAAGAGAAAUCUUUAAACCUUCUUUAGAGAGAAGCGAGGCCCAGUUUGCAGUACACAAGUAAUCAUUGGAGUUUUUGAGGGGUUUUUUUUUGGGGGGUUGGUGUUGCUGGGUUGUUGUUGUUUUUUUUUUACUUUCAAUACAAAACAUUCCUUUUUUUAUUAGUCGCAGUCAUGUAUUCAUUCCAUUCUUCCUUUUGUAAACUUUUCUGGGCCCACGUCUUUUAGGGGCAUUGAUAUAUAUAAAUAUAUAUAUAAAAAAAUAUAUAUGAAUCUAUUUUUUUAAGUUUCCUACACCUUGAGGUUGCAUGGUCUGUAAGGUUGGCAUGUCUUUAUAUUGUAUACAGAUUUUUGCACGCCAAACUUGGCAGCUUUGAAAACAGACACACACAGAAAAAUUGUGGUUUUUGGGGGGU